CCGAUGUUAGAAUCGGAGCUUCACGAUUUAUUCGACGACGCCGAUUACGCCGCUUCGUAGCAACAAGGUUCUGCUAGCGUCAUGCUGCGAAGCGACAGUACUAAGGUGAGCUCGCCUCAUGAGCGGGACGAUGCUGAGAUUGUGUUUUUGAAGGACAGUGUGGCAAUUCAUCCAACGCAUUUUGCAUCAGAAAGAAUUAGUGGAAGACUGAAGCUGUUUAAGCAAGGCACUUCCUUGUUCAUGACUUGGGUUCCUUACAAAGGCCAUAGCUCAGAGGCGAGCCUUUCUGAGAAAGAGAGAAGCCUUUACACCAUAAGAGCGGUGCCCUUCACUGACAUUAGGUCCAUCCGGAGGCAUUCACCUGCACUUGGAUGGCAAUAUAUCAUUGUUGUUCUAUCAUCAGGUUAGUUUGCAGGAGGGUGUUGAAACAAAGAAACUUGCUUCGGAUAUUGCUGAUAUUUCCAUAAAAGAAGAAUACUCAAGUUCUCCCACCAUUAGUAGUAAUCAAGAUGGUGGUUUCUUGUGGAAGGAUGAUUUUGCAAAUAAUUUGGACUCUAUAAAGUAGGACAAAGUUGGUUCUUUGUCUUUCACCGUAACCAGUGUGACUUCACGUCAGCCGAAUGAAUUAAACAAAAAAUCCAUUAUGAGUGAUGGGAUGAAUUUGAUUCAGAGGUCUCCACAACUGAAGAGUCCUGUCGCAAAGCCGGCAGCUCGAACCAAAGUUCCUUUUGAAAAAGGAUAUAGUCAAAUGGAUUGGCUUAAGCUUACUCGGACACAUCUUGACCUUGCAGGUUCUUUUACUUAAUCUAUUGCCUUAUUUUUUAUUUAAAAAGAUGACUCUACUUAGUUGUAGUUUUGAAUGAUAAGAAUACAUGAAGCUUAUGGUUGAUUAUUGUAGUUGAAUUUAAAAUAAGUUGCACAAAAAUUAUAUAUGAAACAUCCCCUUAUAUAUGAAUGAGUCUGAGUAUUAUUA
This is a messenger RNA of Arachis duranensis, 973 nucleotides long. RefSeq lists its product as uncharacterized. Lineage: Eukaryota; Viridiplantae; Streptophyta; Magnoliopsida; Fabales; Fabaceae. Bases 82 to 408 code for a protein of 108 amino acids. The transcript has 5 exons. The record is from RefSeq and is a predicted model, not a curated record.